CCUCUCAACCCAGAAAGCUUCAUAUUUUCCUGCAAAACUUUCAAAAAUGGAUGUCAUAAAAGGGAAGUGGAGCAAGAACUUGAUUGCCAAAGCAUGGAGGAGAUGCAGCUUACAAAGAGAGAGCAGCAACAAAGGGUUCAAGCUCAGCUCACUGACCAAGAGCAAGUCAUGGGAUUGCAGCUUCGGUAAUAGAAAGAAGAGCAAAGGCCAAGUAGCUCCAAAUGGGUGCUUUUCGGUUUAUGUUGGGCCUCAAAGACAACGGUUUGCGGUGAAGACGGAGUUUGCGAAUCACCCGUUGUUUAAGAUGUUGUUGGAGGAUGCUGAGAAUGAAUACGGGUACAAUUGGGAAGGGCCGAUUUUGCUUCCUUGUGAUGUGGAUUUGUUUGUCAAAGUGUUGGCUGAGAUGGAGUGUAGUGAGAAGGAUGUUGGCACUCCAAAUUGCGGGUUUGUUAAUUAUGGUUCUUUGAUACUUCGUAGCCCGGCUCGUCAUCUAAGCUCGAGUAUUAACAACGGUUAUGGUGGUGCUUAUAGAUUGCUUAGUCCGUCGAGAAUGCUUAAGAUAAAUCAAUUUUAA
Molecule: messenger RNA, 574 nt
Organism: Prunus dulcis (almond)
Lineage: Eukaryota; Viridiplantae; Streptophyta; Magnoliopsida; Rosales; Rosaceae
Product: auxin-responsive protein SAUR71-like
Exons: 1
Coding region: 47-574 (175 amino acids)
Biological process (GO): response to auxin
Source: RefSeq, a predicted model, not a curated record